This is a messenger RNA of Corticium candelabrum, 2611 nucleotides long. Its product is annotated as dipeptidyl peptidase 4-like. Gene Ontology annotation, cellular component: plasma membrane. The record is from RefSeq and is a predicted model, not a curated record. Gene Ontology annotation, molecular function: serine-type peptidase activity; dipeptidyl-peptidase activity. NCBI's taxonomy places the organism in Eukaryota, Metazoa, Porifera, Homoscleromorpha, Homosclerophorida, Plakinidae. The coding region runs from base 57 to 2501 and encodes 814 amino acids. The transcript has 28 exons. Gene Ontology annotation, biological process: proteolysis.
UAUACAUUGAUCUCACUCUCGAAGUGCAAACAUCCUCAGACUAGAGAUACAGCGAAAUGGGCGAAAACGAGUCUGUAAGUAGUGCUGCCGGGGAAGAAACUACUAAUCUAAUUGAAAACGAGAGAGAAGAACGGAGAGCAGAGAGGCUCUCGUUUAGAGACUAUCCUGUAGGGAAAAGACGAAGGUCGCUUUUGAUCAACUGCAUGGUUGCUGUGUUUUUGGUUGGUCUUGCUGUUGCCAUCAUACUGACUAUCUUGCUUACUCGGAAAGAUGAAGGGAAAGUUACUCAUCAGAAAUACUCAUUUGAGGACAUGUUCAAUACAACGAUGAAGUCCAAGUCAUUUUAUAUGUCUUGGGUAUCUGUAGAGAAUGAGGAUUAUUACGUUCAUUGGAAUAAGACCGAGAAUACGAGUGAAAGUUUUGGUGACGUUGUGAUGGUCAAUCCGAACACAGGGAACAUUAACGUGUUCAUACCUGGUUCAGUGAUGCAACAAGUCAAUGCGACGUCAUACUUACUAUCUGCAGACAUGCAGUAUGCACUUCUCAUCUCAGACGUUAACAUGAUUUAUCGACAUUCAUUUAAAGCAACGUAUCAUCUUUAUCACAAUUCAACCAGUGAAGUUACUGAGUUUAAUCCACUUGGAACGGAAACAGGAAGUUUACAGUAUGUUGUGUGGAGCCCUUGGAUUCAUGCAUUGGCAUUUGUGCAUAAUUAUGAUGUUUACUUUAUGACUCAACCAACAAGCACUGAUACGAUAACGCGACUGACAUUUGAUGGCAGUGCUGUGAUUGAUGGGAUACCCAAUUGGGUGUAUGAGGAGGAAGUGUUGUCUACCAAUGGUGCUCUUUGGUGGUCAUUUGAUGAUGGCUACCUCUGCUUCUUGUCUUCCAACGAGUCAAACAUGAGGCAAUACAGUUUUCCACAUUAUGGAGAUUAUGGCGACAUCUACACUGAUAUUUACUCUAUAGCUUAUCCUAAAGCUGGUGAAGUCAACCCAGCUGUUAAUGUGACUGUAUGGAAUACGGCCGACACUGAACUCAAUUUUCACAUUCCAGCUCCUUUGAAUGUCACAAAUGAUCAUUUGGUGAUGAGUGUUACGUGGGCGGGGAAGUCAGAAGUCAUGGCAGUCGUUUGGAUGAAUCGAGUGCAAACUGUGGCUUCUAUCAGUUUGUGCAAUGCAUUGCCAGAUUUUGGAGAUUGUCGAAUAUUUUACGAGUUCUCUGCAUCUGCAUGGCUUGACAACGUUCGUCCUGUAUUCUCUCAUUCUGGUAGCUAUUUUGCACUGCUUAUGUCGUCUUCGUUUGACUCACUGGCCGAUGACGGUUUCACUCAUAUUGCUUUGUUUGCCACUGAAGAUGGGUUUGGAUCUCCGGUCUUUCUUACUUCUGGUUCAUUUGUUGUGACGUCGGUUCUGAAGUUUUCAUCUGAUGAAACGAUUUUAUAUUACAUAAGUACAGAGAACGAAGAAGGUGUUAGUGUGGCUAGACAGCGGCACGUUUGGAGCGUCGAAACUACUGGACAACACACAAGAAAAUGUCUAAGCUGUUCGACUCUGUGCAAGUAUGCAAGUGCUCAGUUUAGUGUCAGUGCAGAAUGGUAUAUGUUGUCAUGUUCAGGCCCAGAUGUACCAACAUACACACUGCACAACGUCAACACAGGAAAUGUGACUGUGUUGGAGGAUAACAGUCUGCUGAAGAAGGCAGUGGACAAUACUCAAUUACCUGAGAUCAAGUUCUUUCAUAUCGAAUCGGAUGUUGUAGCAGAAGGGUUUGAAGCUGUUCGUUUGUUGCCUCCAAACUUUUCAAGCAGCAAGAAAUACCCCGUCCUGUUUGAAGUAUAUGGUGGACCAGGCAGUCAAAAAGUGUCUGAAGUCUUUUAUCUUGGCUGGAGAACGUACUUGGCCAGCAGCUUGGAUGUUGUUGUAGUCAUGGUGGAUGGUCGAGGAACAGGAUAUCGAGGCGAUAGUUUCAUGCACGCUGUUUACCGACAGCUGGGACGACUUGAAUCAGAAGAUAUUGUUGAGGCUGCAAAACAGUUGAAGUCAACAGCAAGCUACAUGGAUCCUAACAAAUUUGCAAUAUGGGGAUGGUCGUAUGGUGGUUACUUGACGUCUAUGGUGGCUGGAAGUGGCAGUAAGGAGUUUCAAGCAGCAAUAGCAGUUGCUCCAGUCACAUCAUGGAGAUACUAUGACUCAGUUUACACUGAACGUUAUAAUGGCAUGCCAACACCUGAUGACAACUUGCACAACUACGAAGAGUUUGAUGUGAUACGAAGAGCUACCAAUUUUUCUGAUGUGCAUUACCUAUUGGUACAUGGCACUGGAGAUGACAAUGUUCACUUUCAAAACACGGCGCAGCUGGUACGGGCAUUGACAGACGCGGGAAUGGACUACCGAGUUCAGUUCUACACGGACAAGCAGCAUUCCCUACAAGGCGAGACGACGCACAGACAUCUUUACCGCUUGUUGACUGAGUUUCUUAGAGACAAACUAGAGUUGUAGCCCGCAUGCGGAGCUUGUAUUUUUUGUUAUUGAGUUUAGUGAAAGUUUAGCGAUUAUUUCGUCACUGUUAUGUAGUGAGUAAGUGCAUAGAUACACAGUACUGCAGUCUG